Messenger RNA from Colletotrichum siamense, 645 nucleotides. Its product is annotated as putative acetyltransferase. The record is from RefSeq and is a predicted model, not a curated record. The coding region runs from base 1 to 645 and encodes 214 amino acids. The transcript has 3 exons. Lineage: Eukaryota; Fungi; Ascomycota; Sordariomycetes; Glomerellales; Glomerellaceae. Gene Ontology annotation, molecular function: acetyltransferase activity.
AUGGUCCCCAACGUUGACGAGGCGGAUAACCUCGCCCGCAUGGAGCGGGGCGAGCUGUACUAUGCAUUCACCCCCAAUCUUGUGGCAGCCAGACGACGCUGUGGCGAAGCAGUCGGCCGGUUCAACAGGGCAGGCGACUUGACCAGGCGAGAAAUAGCACAGCAUUGGAAAGAGAUAACGAAUGACGACACUCCUCUCCCUGCCCCUGGCGCCUCGACUGAGGAAGACGACCAAGUGUUGCAGAGUUAUCCCUGGAUUGAGAGGCCCAUCAACAUCGAUUAUGGAACAAACAUAAAAGUUGGCGUGAAUGUUUUCAUCAACUUCAACUGCACCAUAAUCGAUACGUGCCUUGUAUCCAUUGGGUCCCGAACCAUGUUUGGCCCAAAUGUCUCUCUCUACAGCGGGACUCACCCCCUGGACCCGGACCUGCGGGAUGGCACGAAUGGCCCGGAAUAUGGAAAGCCUGUCACGAUCGGAGAUGACUGCUGGCUGGCAGGAAACGUCAUCAUCCUUCCUGGUGUGACGAUAGGCAAUGGCUGCGUAGUUGGAGCAGGGAGCGUGGUGACCAAGGACGUCCCACCUUACCAUGUAGUUGCUGGAAAUCCUGCUAGAGUUCUGAGAAAGAUUGAGAGAAAGCAGAAAUAA